Messenger RNA from Cuscuta epithymum, 3339 nucleotides. Lineage: Eukaryota; Viridiplantae; Streptophyta; Magnoliopsida; Solanales; Convolvulaceae. The record is from the annotation of a GenBank genome assembly.
GCUGCUUCUCUUCAAAAUCUAAUUUGUUCAUUCACUUUCUCCGGUCCUCCGCUAGAUCUUCGCUCACUGUUUUUAUGUUGUAUCGAACAAAAGCUGGAGAUGAAUCCUUGGGCCUAGCGAAGAAGAGAGCUUCAUUUGUGGCAUCUUAUCUUGUAGAUAGAUGUGGUUUUGCUCCAGAAAAGGCUCUCUCAGCUUCCAAUUAUAUGAAGUUCGAAUCCCCGGAUAAACCAGAAUCUGUGCUUUCGUUCUUAAAAACCCACGGAUUCACAGAAAGUCAGAUCUCAAAAUUAAUCCGAAAAUGCCCUCCAGUCCUGUUGUGUAAUCCUCAAAAUACCCUUUUGCCCAAGAUUGAGCAUUUCAAAUCCGUAGGAUUUACCAAGGAUGACUACACUACUGUACUGUGUGAAUGCCCUAGUAUUUUCAAGAGAAGUUUGAAGAAUCAACUCUUCCCCGCUUUAGCUUUCCUCAAAAAGUUUUUUGAUUGUCCAGAAAAGAUAAUAGUUUGCUUGAAGCGGACUCCUUGGUGUUUUUCAGAGUCAUGCCAGGCUACAGUGGAAGCCAAUAUUCACCUUCUGAGGGAAAUGACAGUUCCGGAAUCAAGCAUCUUGUAUUGCUUCCAAAACCAGCCUAGGUUGUUCAUCAAGGAUAAGGAAAAGUUUACAAUGAUUCUGGAAAAAAUCAAGGGAAUGGGGUUUGAUUCAUCCAAAAGAACAUUUAUGGUUGCAGUUCAUGUGUUUUGUUCCAUGAGUAAAUUAACUUGGGAGAAGAAGGUACAUGCUUAUAUGAAGUGGGGACUUUCAGAGGACCAGGUUAGUGAAGCUUUUGGGAAGAACCCUUGGAUUAUGGCAUGUUCUGAAGAAAAGAUUCUACUGGGAAUGGAAUUUUUUGUAAACAAAAUGGGUUUAAAGCCUUCUGAUGUCUUGAGUAACCCUGUGAUUAUAAUGCUUAGUUUGGAGAAGAGAAUCAUUCCUAGAUCUCUAGUUUAUCAGACAUUGGCUUCCAAAGGUUUAUUUAAGAAGGAACUAAAGCUAUUUGUUAGGAUGUUGAAAGCGCCUGAAGAGAAGUUUCUAAUGAAGUAUGUGAAACGCUAUGAGAAUGAAGUUCCUGACCUGAUGAAGCUUUAUCAUAUGUCUGGGCUAAUGGUGGUGCCAAAUUAGAGCUUCUCGUAUUGAUUACUGAGAUGACCAUCAUCCUGAGGUUACCUCCAAUUCACCUUAUUAUUUUGGAAAGAUCAUAUCAUCAUAAUCUUGCAGUUUUCUCAUUGUAUCUUUGUUCUAAUUUCUAGGUAGUAGUUAGCCAUUGAGCUAAGAAGUUUUGAAUAAAUAUGUGUUGCAGCCAACAAAUCGGCUACUUGUGAAGCCACAAUUCAACAUCCAUAUUGUAUUAUCUUUUGACCAAAAAAAUACAGACCUGUUUGGGAAUCUAAUCCCGGUACACAUGCUCCCUUAUGCUCUUUCAAAAAAAAUCAGUGCUACAAACCAGCUGGUGUAAUUCCUCCAUGCACUUCAGGUUCAAACUGGUUGUGCUAGAGAUAUUUACCAUAUGAAUAAAACAUUGGUAAGUGUACAAAUAGGACCGGAAUAAAUUAUAGGACUAAAAGGUUUGGUUAGUGAACUCACAAAAUUAACCUUAGUUCAUGUCACUGCAAUAGAAUUACUCUUAAGAUGAAAAAUGGCAAAAGUCUCUUAUACAAAAAGCUCCACAAAAUUUGAAACAAGACAUUUAAGGAUUUUUUUUGCUUAUGGAGGACUGUUACUGUGUUUAUGCUGUAGUAAUACUGCUAUUGCCGGCUUGCCGCAAUACUGUUAAGAGCCGGUGGAGCCAGAUAGUAGCACUCUAGUCCACAGUGGCACGUGACAGUAGCACCGCUAUUGACACCAGUGCCAGCAUUCCGCCUUCAAUGGCCGCAGGGAUGGAAAACAGGAAAAGAGAACUGUAACAAACUAGCAACCACUGUCGAUGGCGACUUCUGGUAGUAGCAACCAUGCUGCUACCACUGCCGUACUGCUACUGCUGUCCUUAUUUGUAGAAACUAGAAAGUGUUGAAGAUGAUAUUUUUUGUGUUUGUAACUCUGGUCAUACAGUUCUAAUGUACUUCUCCCAAAGAUAUACGGAGUACAUUUCAUCCUCUCUAAUGACCAUUGAGCUCGACCACCAUUGCCGAACUUCCACCAUUGGGUUCCAGUUAUUGCCACUAGCAAUUGACUGCUUUAAUGUCAGUAUACUACCACUCGGAAACAAAUAAAAGUUAUAAUAAACUUACCUCUUGUGAAUCAACGGAAAUAGAGGAUGUCAUUGCAAACUAGUAUGAUAGUGAGUAGUGAACCUAGACACUGUUACAUUACCUAAUCCACCACCAUCGGGACAGGACAGUGAUAGUAUGCACUCUUGAUUACUUGAGAAUUCAUAUUAUGAUUACGUAGAAUUUCAUAAACAAAUGCAUACAUCAAAAUGGCCAGGCCAAGACAGUGUAGACAGGGGGAAAACAAAGCAUCGAGUAAUGCAAUAAAGGGGAAAAUAGAACAUCCAACAAUGUGGCAGGAGAUUUUAUUGUAUGAUCAAAUCGAGGUCACCCUUUCCAUCAAUUGCAAUGGAGCUAAAGACUCACUAUUUUUUUGCUUGGGAAUAUGAUGGAAUAAAGCAAAAUAGUUCACUAAACUGUCUGCGCUUCUUUGUUAUGAAGCAAUAGUCAGUUCAUGCAAUUUUCGAUGUUAUUCUCACUAUGGGUCAUUUGGAAACAAUCUCUUUGUGCUUUAGUGCAGGGGUAAGACUGCGUACAUCCGACCCCCCACCCCCUACUCCACCGUAGGUGGGAGCCUUAGCGGCACUGGGUAAUGAUGAUGAUGAUGAUGAUGAUGAUGAUGAUGAUGAUGAUGAUGAUGAUGAUGAUGAUGAUGAUCAAAUUGAGGUCACCAAGCAAGCUGGGUUGAACAUUUAUCACUUUUGUAAGUUUAUCAAAUGAAGCACUAGCUCCAGAUGGAGCUGCAGAACUACCGUCCUCUAGAAUGGGGUUUCAGAGUUGAAGUUUUGCAUAUUAGAACUGCUAAACUACCCUUCACAUUUGUGUCCUUCAAACCCACUUUCCUCUUUGCUUCUUUAACAGAUGUGGAUAUAUUUGUUUAGUUUUAUAUAUGUGUGCGUAAUCAUGUCCUGUGUUCAUAUACAUAUUAGUAGGAUUGCAAGAAUGACUAACUCAUGCAAAAAACACACGUGCUGAACAAUGAAUGUAUCAUGACUACCAUCCAUGUGUGUUUAUGAUGAGUUAUAACCGUUUCAAUUUCCAAAACUUAUUUCAGAUGUGGAUAUAUUUGCUUAGAUUUAUAUAUGUGUGCGUAAUCA